Molecule: messenger RNA, 1134 nt
Organism: Polychytrium aggregatum
Lineage: Eukaryota; Fungi; Chytridiomycota; Chytridiomycetes; Polychytriales
Exons: 6
Coding region: 22-900 (292 amino acids)
Source: RefSeq, a predicted model, not a curated record
CUCAGCUGCUUCCGAUUGAGAAUGGACACAGUCAAUAACGAACAUGAACCGCUGUCUCCACUCGAAGAGUUCACCUCUGUCUCAUCGCUGGAUACGAAUCGAGCCAGCCGCGGACAUCGCAUCCCAAGAAACACAGAGACGAUCUUGGUGGACGAUGCGGCGAGACCCUCGACCCAGACAGCUCCCAAAGCGCUGUCUGUCUCAUCCGACAAUGCUCUGCCGCGGCCAGAGAGCGCCCAUGCACAAUCGGAAAGUGCACUGCUUUCCACAAUUCUGCAGCUCGAGUCCUCCAACAAGCAACUCAAAAGCCAGACAGAGCAGCUCCAGAAUACAAUUCGUGACCAGACAUCGACAAUCGACUCGUUGAGGAAGAAGCUGCGAGUGAUGGUGGAGAACAAUGAACUAAAACAGCGGAUCAUACAGGAGUUUGAGAAGCGGCUGUCUGGCCAACGCCUGCUCGCAGGUGAUAGCAAGAGCCUCGGCAAUCUGCGCGACUAUCAGGCGCUGAAGCUUCAAGAGCUAUAUAACAAGUCGCGGAAGCAUCUGGACGUUGAGCGCAAACAGAAUCUGAUACUGCGGAAGAAUCUGGACGAGAUCCAGACGGCUGGCCUUGUCGAGUCUCUAACGACAGAUAUAUCUGCCUUGAGGAGCGAAAACAAGGAGCUCAAGAAAGAGAAUGCCACGCUUCGGAGCAUCCAGCACCACCACGAGAGGGCACUCAAGAUGCUCGACGAGUCGCAGCGCAAGUCGCUGCUGAGAGACUACAGCGACGAAGUUGCCAAGCUCAAGGGUCAUAUCUCCCGCCUGGAAGAAGAGCAGCGCCUAUUUUCCGGUUCACAGGCAAAGCUAGGUCUCGCCCAAAGCACGCCAAGUCGGAGCAAUAUCACCCCCUUGCACUAACAGCCUCGGUCCCGGGAAUCAACGACGGCCCUCACCCAACCAGGGCGUCUCGUUCAAAGUGGAUGGACUGUAAUAGCAUCCUGCGCGGCUGCGAUGUCGCUCAAUGCCGUGUGCUGAAGUAACAUCGAGACACAUCGCCUCAUUUGGGCAAGCAUGGCAUAGUCGGAUCAUAUCACACACCCGCAUGGAGUGAGUGGACACAACAGGACCAGCGAGCCGCUGCAGAUGCAGUCA